AAAAACAUUUAUGAAGAUAAUAACUAAAUUGUUUCAGCAUGGGAUAUUCGAAAAAAUACGUUAACGAAGUUCCCUGAAAACUCCCUUUCAUGUUGACUGAUGACAGGUCUCUCCAAGCAGGAACCAGUCAGAUGUUUUCCUUCUUUCUGCCCAGCACAGACUCCAGAGGAAUGGUAGCCGGUUAGCUCUUCAGGCAUCAGCUGUAGGAUUAACUUGUUAACGUUAUUUGGCUUUCGGUUGUUCCAGUAAAAUAAUGAAUUUACUACCGUCUAAUCCGCACGGGAAUGGGCUCCUUUAUGCUGGAUUUAACCAGGAUCAUGGAUGCUUUGCCUGUGGAAUGGAGAAUGGAUUCCGUGUGUACAACACAGAUCCCCUUAAAGAGAAGGAGAAACAAGAGUUCCUGGAGGGCGGGGUCGGCCAUGUGGAGAUGCUGUUCAGAUGUAACUAUUUAGCACUAGUGGGAGGAGGAAAGAAGCCAAAGUACCCAACCAACAAAGUGAUGAUCUGGGAUGACCUGAAGAAGAAGACAGUUAUUGAGAUUGAGUUCUCAACAGAAGUCAAAGCAGUGAAGCUUCGGCGUGACAGGAUUGUGGUGGUCCUGGAUUCAAUGAUCAAAGUCUUCACCUUUACCCACAACCCCCAUCAGCUGCAUGUGUUUGAGACCUGCUAUAACCCCAAAGGUCUUUGUGUGCUGUGUCCCAACAGCAACAACUCCCUGUUGGCAUUCCCUGGGACUCACUCAGGCCAUGUGCAGAUAGUGGAUCUGGCGAACACAGAGAAGCCCCCAGUUGAUAUCCCCGCUCAUGAGGGGGCACUGUGCUGCAUCGCUCUCAAUCUGCAGGGCACAAGAAUAGCUACUGCGUCAGAGAAAGGGACUCUUAUUAGAAUUUUCGACACAUCUGCAGGUCAGCUCAUACAGGAGCUAAGACGAGGCUCUCAGGCAGCUAACAUUUAUUGCAUUAAUUUCAACCAGGAUGCGUCCCUCAUCUGUGUGUCCAGUGACCAUGGUACAGUGCACAUCUUUGCUGCAGAAGACCCCAAAAGGAACAAACAGUCAAGUUUGGCAUCAGCCAGCUUUCUUCCCAAAUACUUCAGCUCCAAAUGGAGCUUCUCCAAGUUCCAGGUCCCCUCAGGCUCUCCCUGUGUGUGUGCCUUUGGAACAGAGCCCAACGCUGUCAUAGCCAUUUGUGCUGACGGCAGCUACUACAAGUUCCUGUUCAACCAGAAAGGGGAGUGUUCCAGAGAUGUGUACGCCCAGUUCCUGGAGAUGACAGAUGAGAAGAUAUGACCUUUGACCCUCUGGAGACUUGCUAUGAAACAGUCUUUUUUUUUUUCCUUUACUUUUUUUGUGUGUGUGAGGAGGAGCGGUCCCACGCUGCACUCCUCCUUAUCUUGAUGGACUCUGUCAAAGAGCAUCAGAUGAAGGGAGGACAAAGAAAGAGAAGCACAGGCUUUGGGGGAAACCCUCACAGCAAAGACGGACAGAUGGACGCACCAAUGGGAUGCAGACUUUUGUCUCAGACUCCUAAGGAUUGUCUUUGGACAGAGGGACACAGAUGCCGACUUGACUCCCAAACCAAACACUAGAAAAAAAGAGGGAAAGUUAUUUUUCUGAAAGGACAACACGCCGCUUUUUAAGACGUCUUCCGAGGAAUUUACAAAGGAUGGCUAUUUUUAAUCACAUAGAUGAUUCUGAUAGUUAGACGGAGUGAAAAUACUGAGAUUUUUGUCAACUAACACCACCUAACCUAACCGUAGGGAGUGCCUCGAGAGACUGGAGAGAAUCUGUAUGUGUGCACAUGUUAUUGUUGUCAUAUAUACAUAUGUGUUUGUGUAUAUACCAAUGUACCAUAUUAGGUGUUUGCAAAGCAGAAUCAGAACGAGGUCACAGACUCUGAUCCUGCAUUGUGAAGCAUCACCUUAGUAUUACUAGAUUUUCUUAUAGUCACUGUAUAAACACAACGCGCCAGACUGAACUUCUAACUACAUAGGAACUGUACAGAAUAGUAGCAGAAAAAAAAUUAACACGUAUUUUCAUUUCCUUUGUCCCUCCUUUUUUUCAUACAUUGUGCAAUAUGUUUUCCCAAAUUGCUUUUUGUUAAGAGCUUGUGAAAGUUGAGUUUGUUGUUUCUACCCGACCAAGAAAGCUUGAAGGAAUAGUUCAACAUUUACUGGGAAAUACAGUUAUUUGACCUCUUAUCCAAUUAGAUGAGAGACAAUAGUGUGUCAAUGUUGUCACCUAGAGGCCCAGAAAACACCAAACAGACUUCAGAGAACUAGCAGCAGUGAAAGCUUGACUGUUGCGUCGCCUCAUAUUGCCUGUGUCCCAGCCAAAAACUUGCACUUGAACCCGCUGCAUUGACGUAAGCCGAUGGUCAGCUAGCACGCACAUUCUGCACCUGCGUGAGAGGAAAUAACUCUCCACACCAGCAGAUUACAGUAGUUUAUAAUCGUCAUUCAAAAAGGGAAACCAGAAGAUAGCCUAGUUAGCCAGUUAGCACAUCAACAACACAAUCCAAUGUUUAAAGAACAGAGCAUAUUUACCGUGCGCCAGUGAACAGUAACACAUACCAUCAUGAAAUCUUUCUGCUGAAGAGCUCAGUGGCUUAUGAAAAAUAAUCUUAUCUUACCGUAACAUGUUUUUGAUCUCACUCACUCUUGACUUUAGCUUUCUGUUUACUUUGCUCAUUUCCAUUUCUCUUCUCGUGCGCUGAGCUGCACUGCCAGAGUGAUUUCAUUCACCAUUGGGCUCUGCCACUGGCCCAAGAAGCGGCGAACUGGGGUGUGAGAAGCUCAAGGCUUGGUGUGUCAGGGCCUUAACACUCAGCAAGAAAGCAAAUACGUGUAUUUCCCAAAAUGCUGACUUAUUUCUUUAAGAGUUUGUGGAAGUGUUUGUUUUUCGUACCUGAACGAGAAUGCUUAAGAGACAAACACACAUGCAUGGUUUCCAUCUCACAUCACAAAAACCUAAUCAAUCCAAUGAGACUGAUUUCUUCUAUUAAACAGCCCUGAUCAACUGUAAAAAUAUGAAUAUUUUUAACUUGGCUCAAGAUCGCACUUGAUGUUUAUUUUUAAUAUUAAACCAGAAGUCUCCUGAAGGAUGAUUUGUUGCUCCACAUACUUCUCAUUUGUCAGCGUGGCUCUCGGUCACAGCUGUAUGGUACCUUUUUAUUUAAAUCCUGACACUUGUCCUUCUUGUGUCGAUGUAUCUGUAAACCCUAACAGCAUUGAUAAACCCAGCUAAUGCUAAUCAGGGACUCUGAAGUGCUUUGUUGAAGCCCAUGGCCAUAAACAGGAGAUCUGUUCAGUGCAGAUCCACCACAGUGAAACUGUGUUAAUGUGUAAUUUAAUAUCACUUUUUUUUUCACAUCAUGUUGAUUGACAGCAUUUUUGUUGAUUCAGUGCAAAAACAUGUUUCAUUUGUGUUGCUUUCUGCAUCAGAUUGUACAAUUGCAGGUGUCACUCUGUUGAACAUACACAGCGCUUGGCAGUCACUGACCACACGAGGGAUGCUGCACAAACUGAAAAGCCAACUUGUGUGUGACAUACUCAGAAUGAUUGUAAAACCUGCAUUUGAAUUUGUGAAUAAAAUUUAACAUCUGCUUUUACA
This is a messenger RNA of Epinephelus moara (kelp grouper), 3610 nucleotides long. It is a transcript of the gene wdr45b, whose product is annotated as WD repeat domain 45B. Gene Ontology annotation, molecular function: phosphatidylinositol-3,5-bisphosphate binding; protein binding; phosphatidylinositol-3-phosphate binding. Bases 254 to 1288 code for a protein of 344 amino acids. The record is from RefSeq and is a predicted model, not a curated record. The transcript is spliced from 10 exons. NCBI's taxonomy places the organism in Eukaryota, Metazoa, Chordata, Actinopteri, Perciformes, Serranidae. Gene Ontology annotation, cellular component: phagophore assembly site membrane; extrinsic component of membrane; cytosol. Gene Ontology annotation, biological process: autophagy of mitochondrion; protein localization to phagophore assembly site; protein lipidation.